AUUGAUAUUUUUGUUAAUGUCACUUGCCCUUCAAGAAAGAACUAGGAAAAUACCACGAAAAUACUUCGGAAGUUAUUUUAGACAACUCUUUGUUCCAAAUUUAUGAAUCGCAAUUAAAAUAGCAAUACCAUAAAAUCACGGCGCUUAAUGAUUUAGGCGUUUGUUCAGAGUUUUUAUUAGCCGUCGCCGUAGUUGAUGCUCGCGUGCGUAGUUAGUGAGCAUAUUUCUUUAAAUUACAAUAUCAUUGUGGUUUCGAAAUGUCUCGGUUGGAGUACUUGUUCAGUGUAACCCUUUUUUAUUUGUUGGUGAUAUCAAAUAAUGUGCACACUCAAGAUGUAUGUGUUAAAAAGGGUCCGUGUAAAUGCGAAUUUUCUAAUGGCACUGGUAUCGACUUAGCGGCUGCAGCGAAGGCUACAUUUUACACCACUCAAACGUUUGAGCUACAAAUGGGUGGUGCUGAAUAUGUCCUUAGUACAUAUUAUUACCAUCCUUGUUUUGAUGUGACGCCCAGUGUAAAUAGUUCAAAGCCCGGCACCGGUUGCGACAGUCCAUUGUCGCUAUGCCGUCAUGUGGAUAGGUUCAACUAUAAUAUAACAACCAACACAUAUGUCGCAGAUGGCGGUAUAUAUGAAAAAAUGGGUGUUACCAAUCUAUCUGAUUUCAGUUCUGAUGGAAAAUCAAUCAUUUAUACCAAUCUACCAUCAUCAACAAUUGUUAUGCUAGUCUGUGCCCAAUCUGAAGGUGAACUGAAUGUGUACUCGUUAGCAGAACCUAAUAAAAUUGUACUCAGCUUUUAUACAAGACAUGCAUGUUUAACAUUGAUUGAAGAAAUAGGGAGGUCUUUGGGGUCAACUCUGUUGAUAAUAUUCUUCUCCUGUGUCAUCUUCUACCUGGUCCUCGGAGUUUGUACCAAGAAAUUCUUGAUGGGAGCUACAGGUUUAGAAGUUGUGCCGAACCUUGCUUUUUGGAUGGACCUACCUACCCUUGUGAAGGACGGUUGGGUGUUCGCGAUCAACGGUUUCAAAUUGCCCACGCGUGGCGCUGGGCCCGUGACGUCACCGGACCCGAACAGCUACGACAGCAUAUAACAUCAGGACCUCACUGAGGGCCAAUUGGUACUCAUCGAGUAGACUGGACUGAUACCGUGUGAUAUGUGGUGAAUAUUCUUAGUAUUGCACUCUGUGGAAGGGAACUAUGGUCCUCGAUCUUGUGUAAUAUGUAUCAGUAGUCAUUUGGCCUUUUAAAUAUUUUUUAUAUGUUUGAUUUAAUAGAAAUGGCAGUCGAUUUGUAAAUUAAAGA
Molecule: messenger RNA, 1299 nt
Organism: Colias croceus (clouded yellow)
Lineage: Eukaryota; Metazoa; Arthropoda; Insecta; Lepidoptera; Pieridae
Exons: 5
Coding region: 258-1088 (276 amino acids)
Cellular component (GO): trans-Golgi network
Source: RefSeq, a predicted model, not a curated record